This is a messenger RNA of Paramecium tetraurelia, 816 nucleotides long. RefSeq lists its product as uncharacterized. The record is from RefSeq and is a predicted model, not a curated record. Lineage: Eukaryota; Ciliophora; Oligohymenophorea; Peniculida; Parameciidae. The transcript has 6 exons.
AUGUAAUAUCAAUUUCCUCUGGAAGUAGCAGUUAACAAUGAUUUUAGAAAAACACAAAGUGCAAAUAAAUGCAGAGGUGGAGAACCACCAAACAAAAUGUACUAGAACUUCACUCAUAAAAAUUAAAGCCAACCCAAAGUUGUGAAUCUCUUUAGAAAUCAUCCUGAUCGAUCUAACCAUUAUUUGAAAACUUCGAUUGAUGUUCAUGAAAUACACAAAUCCAAAAAAUCUGUCACUUCUCAUCAAAGAAUCAAAACUGAGAUUGAUAAACCUAAUGAGUCUAAUAAUUACCCUAACGAGAUUUUAAUGUUUUUAAAUAAAGGUGAGAUUCAGAACAGUAAGUUGAAUGCGUUAAAUAAUCGUAUUGCAACUAAUAAAGGGAAUCGAUUAAAAGCAGUUAAAGUUAAUUAAGGAAGAGAAAUCUAUGAUUGCGAUCAUUCCAAACAAUCUAGUUAACCUGAUCUACAAAUUUAAAUUCUCAGAAAGUCAAGCAACUAUUUAAGGAAUGUUAAUAAGGGCUUGUCGACUCCAAAUAAGAUGGAUGAGAACCCUUAAAUCAACUAUUACUAAUUGAGAAAUCGAAGAAGUAAUUAUACAAGAUCUGACGAUGUGACUCCAUUAAGAAGAUCCGUAUUUUAAUAGAUCCAAGAUUAUAGUGAUACAAAAUUGGAUUAAAUAAAUAUGACAAAGGAGGAAGAUAUAAUGCAGUUUUCAUUUGGAUUACAGUAUAAUAAAUUGAGAGUUUUAAAACGAUUUCCAAAAGACAUAUUUUAUGGGGAUGUUCGAAAGGCUAAGAAAAACUUACAAAUGUUAUGA